UGGGACACCUGUCUUCGGAGUCCUGCUCAAACUAAUACUACCGUCAGCCGCGUGAAGUUCAAACAAUGCAGUGGCAGGACCUGGCGGUGAGCAUUGAAGAAAAAUAUAUCCUCACCACUUUAGCUGCGUUGGGAGGUACUCACGUCAAUUGAAUUUCAGUCUUUUUCCUACUCCCCUCAAGCAAUGGAGCGUAGGCAAGUAGUAAAGUGGCUUGGCUCUCGACCGUGGAGAUCUUGGUUGGAACUAGUCAAUCGUCACGCUGUACGUGAUCGAUGAUCGCGAUCAAAGUUCUGAUGACUGUCAUGAGUAUACGUGACUUCCCGCUUCGCAGCUUCGAACAUCCAUAGGUACUACGAAGGAAGGAUUGUCUUCCGAGAGUAUCCUAUAGGCCGGAAGCUAACCCACUCCAUAGGUACCGUGUCCGUUUGUAUAUCGGACGGUGAAUUGUGAACCCCGGCCGUCUGGCAAAUACAAGGCUCGAUUAUUUGCUGUAAAAAGGAAGAAAUAAUCAAGAUUUCCAUCGUACCUUUGGUCUUCUAAAGCUAAUACAAGGUGUCUUGGCUAUGCGGCCGCCGGCGUAGGUGCUUGAAUCCCAUCGGUUCGCUAUACGCGAUAAAGCAUGCAAAUUUUCAAUGCUCCUUCUUAUCACCCAUCGCCCCUAGAUCAACUCGAUCUGCUGUACAAUACUCGGUGGACACGCCACUGAUUAUCUAGAAGUGAUGGUCGACGUCUUCAGUCAGGUGCAAUGUGUUCCUCUCCCAAGUUUGACUUGUCUUCCCCGCCUAUAAGAACUCUGUUCUCAGCCUUGUGAUAGUACAGUAUCGGUUCUACUACGCAUCUGCAUUUUCCAUCCACCAUGACGCAAGCUUCAGGCUACUUUGGCCCAGUCGAUGAAACCGCUAGCGACAUAUUCUGGGAGAAAACAUGGAUGGCCGCUGGGUAUCUCGCGGGUGUCGGCUUCGGAAUGCAAUUCGUUCUCUACUGCAUUUGUGCAGAGGCGCUAUGGAAACAAAGGACCAAGCCAUUCUCCCUGUUUUUCUUGGGAUUUGUUACCGUUCUCUGUGCUCUGAACUGCGUUUACACCGGCGUGAAUGCAUAUGGUCUCCAGGAUAUCUAUAUUGACAAUCGCAAUUACCCAGGAGGACCAUGGGCCUAUCUAAAAGCAGCAAGCACGGAGGCAUUUAACAUCAGUUCUUCAGUUGCUUACUUUACAAGCAACAUCAUGGCGGAUGCUUUAUUACUUUGGCGCUGCAAAAUAAUCUGGACCGCUUGCAUAGGUCCCACAGCGAUAUACUUCAUGAUCUUCCCUGCCUUGAUGCUGUUGGCUUCUACUGCUCUUGCAAUCACUGCAAUCCACCUCUCCAUAACCGGUGGCUUUUUCACUGCGAUCGAAGGGAAAAUCAAUCUGUCGUGCUACACGCUUUCCCUAUCACUCAACAUCAUCCUAACAGCGAUGAUUGUGGGUCAGAUGUGGACAGCUAGACAGAGAGCUCGGACCGUAUUUGGCGGUUCCUACGGAAAACAUUAUAACUUCGUCUCGACAAUGUUCAUCGAAUCGGCAGCAUUAUACUCCAUCGUCGCUCUUCUGCUUCUUAUCACCUAUGGAAUGGAUCACCAAACCAGUCAAAUCUGGCUGGCUCUCGCUCCUGCAGCACAGGUAAUCUCCAACUACCUAAUCAUAUACCGUGUCGCUCAAGGACGCGCUUGGACGACUGCAUCGCUAAGCGGAACGUUCGGUCAAUCUAUGCCAUCCAAUAAACAUGCAGAGAUCGUGUCUCCUUCUAGUAUCGACAACGAUGGUACCGUUAUGCUUCAGCCAACUAAUGCCACCUCAAGCCAUUCACUUGAAGACUCGGACAGAGGAUCUUCGAUGGUUUGGGCAGCGCAUACGGUCUAGAUGCAAUUAGGAUUUAACUUUUGCUCAUUUGGAUCCAUUCGUCGUUACUUAGACCAUGGUUUGCGUUACCUUAGACUUUAUUUCGCUCACCGAGAAUCGACCCUUGAACCAUUCACUCCAAUGACAUUUGGACAUAUAUGAGAGGGCUUUGAAAGAGCAAAAAAGGCAUUCGGAUGCAUGGAAAUGGACAUGUCCGGGAUUGAACCGGACACCUCUCGCAUGCUGAGCGAGCGUGAUAACCAACUUUUUGUUUUCAAU
Molecule: messenger RNA, 2155 nt
Organism: Somion occarium
Lineage: Eukaryota; Fungi; Basidiomycota; Agaricomycetes; Polyporales; Cerrenaceae
Source: the annotation of a GenBank genome assembly